UGUGGACGCGUCGCCGGCCGGUGCGGUCUGGUCAGCAACCGUGACAUUUCUCAACCACCACCUCGGACAACAUUCCCAAGCAAUGUUUAGACGUGUUAGUCGUUCAUAGUGCUCAAAACCUCGUCGGAAGAGACUAGCCAUGCCCCCAAGGCACGUUGCCAUCCUCGGAGGUGGUUUGACCGGCCUUUCGUCCGCGUUCCAUAUCUCGCGACGCUUUCCAAACACGCAAAUUACUCUCUUAGAGAAGCAGAAUAGACUGGGAGGAUGGGUGAUGAGCGAGCGCGUAGAGGUACGCGUGCCCUCCGAGACAGGAUCGUCAGUACGGACGGCGAGGGUCCUGCUGGAGUCGGGCCCGAGGACGCUAAGGCCAGGCGGGCAGGCCGUGCUUGAACUUGUCAACCUCCUCAAUCUCGCCCCCUCCCUUCUCACCGUCCCGCGCACCGCACCCGCAGCACUCAAUCGCUUCCUGCACCUCCCCGGCAGCCCUGGGCUCCUCCGCAUCCCCAUGUCUUUUGCUUCUCUCCUCACCUCUCCCCUAGCACCCACCCUUGUCCGCGCAGUAUUCAAAGACGCCUUCUCCCGCGGCACCAGCCCUCCCCGCGCUGCAGAGGAAGAGGACGAGUCGACCGACGCCUUCCUCACACGACACUUUGGCGGGACAUUUGCGCGGACGUUCGGAAGCGCACUCAUACACGGGAUAUACGCCGCGGACGCGCGCGACCUGAGCAUACGCGCGGCGUUCCCGCAGAUGCUGGAGUACGAGCAGGCGGGCGGCGGGAGUGUGAUCCGGGGAAUGAUAGCUACUGCGCUCGCGAGGAGGAAGGAUACGGGUGAAGUGAAGGAAGGAACGUAUGAGUUGGGUGGGGUGGAGGGGCUGAUGCAAGGCAUGAGCGUGUAUUCGUUCAAAGAGGGUACGGGAGAGCUUGUGGAUGCAUUGGAGAGGGAUCUGGAGGGGAAGGAGAGCGUCAGGGUCUUGAAGGGCGAUGGUGCGGUAAGUCUGGGUAAGGGAGAGAGCGGGGAUGGCUUCGAGAUUCGGACGGCUUCCGGCACGACCCUCACACCCUCCCACCUCGUGUCCUCCCUCCCCCUCCCCGCGCUCAACGCCCUCCUUCACUCGUCCUCCUCUCGCGCACUACCCGCCCUGCCCCACCUCACCGCCAACCCAACCUCCUCCGUGACCGUCGUGAACAUCGUGUUCCCCGGCCCACCGACGUCCCUCCACCCGCCCGGCUUCGGCUACCUCGUCCCGCGCCCUGCCUCCGACUACGCAGACGGGAACGCGCUCGGGAUCCUGGGCACCGUCUUCGACUCGUGCGCGCUCCCAACACAAGAUCCCGCGGAUGCGCCCAUAACGAAAGUGACCGUAAUGCUCGGCGGGCCGUACUACACGCGCGGACGGUUCGCGCCCCCGCCUGUCGACGGGGACGGGUCUCUGAGCAGCGAGUAUGUCAGGCGGCUCCUGGACGAGCUCUCGCGUCAUCUCGGGAAGCAGCUCCCGGCGCCGCUGUUGGUGAGGGUGCGGACGCACGAAGCGUGCAUCCCGACGCCGACGCCGGGGCAUGUCGCACGUAUUGCGGAGAUGCGGAGGGUGGUAAGGGAGAGCUGGGGAGAGGCGGCGGAGGUCAUCGGGGCGGGGGUGGACGGGGUGAGCGUGCCGGCGUGUGUGGAGGCGGGCAGGACGGUGGGCAGGAACUGGUGAAAGCGACGAAGAUGCUCCAGCCUUUCGACCUUGCGUUGCGACUUGUCAUCGAAUGCAUUGGGACGUUAUUCUGCAUCUGCAUCACGCGAAACAAAAAGUUGCAACAUUGACAUUCGCCGCUUCAGACGCAGGGUGACGGCG
Molecule: messenger RNA, 1840 nt
Organism: Rhodofomes roseus
Lineage: Eukaryota; Fungi; Basidiomycota; Agaricomycetes; Polyporales; Fomitopsidaceae
Product: Protoporphyrinogen oxidase
Exons: 3
Coding region: 140-1699 (519 amino acids)
Biological process (GO): heme biosynthetic process
Cellular component (GO): mitochondrial inner membrane
Molecular function (GO): protoporphyrinogen oxidase activity, oxygen as acceptor
Source: RefSeq, a predicted model, not a curated record